Messenger RNA from Aspergillus japonicus CBS 114.51, 1728 nucleotides. Its product is annotated as MFS transporter. Gene Ontology annotation, molecular function: transmembrane transporter activity. The coding region runs from base 1 to 1728 and encodes 575 amino acids. The record is from RefSeq and is a predicted model, not a curated record. NCBI's taxonomy places the organism in Eukaryota, Fungi, Ascomycota, Eurotiomycetes, Eurotiales, Aspergillaceae. The transcript has a single exon. Gene Ontology annotation, biological process: transmembrane transport.
AUGAUCGCGGAUCUGGAAGAGCAUCGCGAAAAAGGCACCCUACCCAAGGGGGUCUAUCGCACCCGGAUCCCCCAUUGGCGCAUGCUCCUCGACCAAGGCGCCAUAAACGAAGAAAUCCUUGAAUUUGAAUACCCCGGCAGUGGCACCGAGGAGGAUCCGUAUGUGGUCUCUUGGAUUCCCAACGAUUGCCGCAACCCACUGCUCUUCAGCACGGCGCGGAAGAUCACCAUCACGCUGAUUGUCGCCUUCUCCACCUUGACCGUCGCCCUGACCUCGUCCACCUACAGCGGCAGCAUCAAGGAAAUUGUCGAGGAUCUCCAUGUCAGCUCGGAAGUCGCGACCAUCGGCCUGGCGCUCUUCGUGCUGGGCUUCGCGGUCGGCCCGAUCUUCUGGGCGCCGGUCAGCGAGGUCUUCGGUCGCCAAACCCCCUUCAUGGUCAGCUUCUUCGCGAUGACCGCAUUUUCAGCCGGGUGCGCCGGUGCGCAAAACAUCUGGACGCUGUGCAUCCUGCGAUUCUUCGCUGGAUCCUUCGGAUCCUCCCCGUUCACCAACGCGGGAGGCACGAUCUCGGACAUGUUCACCGCGCGGCAGCGCGGCCUAGCCCUAAGUCUGUACGCGGCCGCCCCCUUCCUCGGACCAGCCCUGGGGCCCAUCAUCGGCGGAUUCCUCGGGAUGAGCGCGGGCUGGCGCUGGGUGGAGGGGUUCCUCGCGUUACUGGCGGCCCUGAUCUGGGUCCUGAUGGCCGUCUUCAUCCCGGAGACCUACGCGCCCGUCCUCCUGCGGCAACGCGCCCGACGCCUCUCCCAGCUCACCGGCCGGGUCUACCGCAGCAAGAUCGAGCUCGACAAGGGCCCCGUCUCACUCCCGCGCCUCCUGAAGACCACGCUCUCGCGCCCCUGGGUCCUGCUCUUCCGCGAGCCGAUCGUCCUCCUCUUCGCCCUCUACAUCGCCAUCGUCUACGGCACGCUGUACAUGUUCUUCUCCGCCUUCCCGAUCGUCUACGAGGACAUCCGCGGCUGGAACCCGGGCGUCGGCGGCCUCGCCUUCUUGGGGAUUAUGGUAGGCAUGAUCAUCGGCGUCGGCGCCACCAUCCCGGCGAACCUGCACUUCAUCCAGGUCCAAGACCGGCACGGGGGCUUCGCGCCUCCCGAGGCCCGCCUCCUGCAGUGCAUGCCCGGCGCCCUUGCCAUCCCCAUCAGCCAGUUCUGGUUCGCCUGGACGGACUCCCCCUCCAUCCACUGGAGCGUGAGCAUCAUCGCCACCGCCCCGUUCGGCUUCGGCGUCAUCCUGAUUUACUUGGGGGUUAUGAACUACCUCAUCGACUCGUACACCAUCUACGCCGCCUCCGUGCUGGCCGCCAACACCGUCCUCCGCUCCAUCUUCGGGGCGGUCUUCCCCAUCAUCGCCCCUUACAUGUACAGCGGCGCGGGCAUCCACUGGGCCCCCUCCAUCCCGGCGUUUCUGAGUCUGUUGUGCAUGCCGGCGCCGUUUCUGUUUUAUAGGUAUGGGGCGGCGAUCCGGACGAAGUGUAAGUUUGCGGCUGAGUCGGAGCGGUAUAUGCGUGCCUUGCAGGAGAAUGCGGCAAGGAAGGCGCAGGUGGUUGAGACCGGGAGGCCGGUGGUUGGGGAGUCGGUGGUUUCGGCAGAUGGGGAGCCGGGUCCUGCGGAGGCUGUUGGGGGAGGAGGAGGAGGAGGAGGAGGAGGAGGAGGAGGUGCAAGUGAAAAGUGA